CUCGAGGAACACACAGCACAAUUGUUGUUUAUUGCAUAUCUGCAGGCGAAAGCUCAGUGUUCAGGGUAGCGAAGGCGAAGUCAGUGCAUCCACCACCAUGGCUGGAGAGCAAGGGCACCACCGGGGAGGAGCGCAAGGAGGCGGCUACGCCGUCGGGGACGACUACAUGCGAGCCAUCCGCGGGGACGACUACAACUACGGCGGCUACGGCCAGAGCCAGGGCCAGGGCCAGAACCAGGCGGUGGCCGUCACCCUCGGGAAGGGGGUGGCCGCGGCAGCGGCGGCCGGGUCGAUGCUGUUCCUGUCGGCCCUGGCGCUGACGGGCACGGUGGUGGCGCUGGUCAUCGCGACGCCGGUGAUGGUGAUCUUCAGCCCCGUGCUGGUGCCAGCGGCCAUCGCCGUGGCGCUGCUGACCACCGGGUUCGUGUCGUCUGGGGCGCUCGGCGCGGCGGCCAUGGGCGUGCUCGCGUGGAUGUACAGGUACCUGUCGCGCGGGUCGUCCUCGCCGCCGGGAUCCGACAAGGUGGACCACACCGGCGCGAAGCUGGACUCCAAGGCGCACGAGGUGAAGAACUGGGCGCAGCAGCGCAUGGACCAGGCACGGACCCAGUAGAGUGAUCUCGUUUGCCCAGCAAGCGUUACCGCUGCUAGAAAGAUGAGUGUGUGCAUCAUCAGUAUAUGUAUGGAAGUGUGUUCCUCCCGUGGCUGCGAGCGGUGUUACCAUCUACGAAUAAAUAAGUUGCAUGUGUACGUAGUACUUGUAGCAUCUAGAAGUAGAGGAGAUGAAGUUUUAGUUGGCCGGUGGAUGGAACGCAGCUGAGAAUAAAUCCAGUUCAACCGA
This is a messenger RNA of Lolium perenne, 841 nucleotides long. Its product is annotated as oleosin 16 kDa-like. The record is from RefSeq and is a predicted model, not a curated record. NCBI's taxonomy places the organism in Eukaryota, Viridiplantae, Streptophyta, Magnoliopsida, Poales, Poaceae. Gene Ontology annotation, biological process: lipid storage. Gene Ontology annotation, cellular component: monolayer-surrounded lipid storage body; membrane.